This is a messenger RNA of Malassezia restricta, 3093 nucleotides long. Its product is annotated as mitochondrial exoribonuclease Cyt-4. The record is from RefSeq and is a predicted model, not a curated record. Gene Ontology annotation, cellular component: exosome (RNase complex); P-body. Bases 1 to 3093 code for a protein of 1030 amino acids. Gene Ontology annotation, biological process: mRNA catabolic process. Lineage: Eukaryota; Fungi; Basidiomycota; Malasseziomycetes; Malasseziales; Malasseziaceae. The transcript has a single exon. Gene Ontology annotation, molecular function: RNA binding; 3'-5'-RNA exonuclease activity.
AUGCUUCGACGCGUGGCGCAACGUACUGCAUGGCGCGCGCUGCAUUCGUCAGUGCUUGCGCCGCGCGAAAAGAAGUGGGAGCUAUUUAAUGAGCUUCUGAAACAGCAUGUGGGCGAUCAUACUAGUCCCGAAAAACCUAAGUACGACAGGUCCGUCGACCGACGAAACAGAGGAUACCCAGAACUCUCACCUGCGGCCAAAUGGCACACGCCGACAAAGAAGGAUCCAGAUGGCGUCGACAUGGUAUACACUCACAAAGAUACUAUGCAUACCCACGAUGUCCGCCCUGGAGACCUUGUUGAGGCACGAAAAGCUAGUGGCACGUACGUCGGUGUGGUUCUUCCCAUUCCAAAAGACAGGGAGGUAACAGGUGCUGGACAGGGAGCGACAUUAUUGAUUGUCGUAGCCACCGGCCACCUCGAACAGAUUCGCACAACAGAUAUUACAUUUCAGCUUCCUCAGUUUGUGGAUGUAACCACGGCGGAAAAAGCAGGUCCGCUUAAGUGGGACUAUGUCCUCGCAACGGCUGCGCAUACCAAAUCGGCACCUGUUUCAGAAGACAUGUUACCAGAAUCCGUGCUUGAAGAGGAGCCAGUAGAUUUGCCGCGAUUCACAAUCCGUGUCUCUAUCUGCCGCAAAAUUCGCGAUAUGCAACGCCAAAUGGAUGGACAGAUCCGCCGCAUCUUUCCCGCCUUCCGUACACUCUUCCUCCCAGAUCCCUCAGAAGACAUGUCGGCAUAUAAUGCAUCCGAGCGGCUCAUUCGACAGCGUGCUCGCGAUGUACUGCAGACAGGUGUUGUAUCGACCAUGGAGGCGACGCGCCUCAUCGAGCAGUAUCUUCAUAAGAAAGAUGUGCCUAUCCGGGUCUCUGUCAUGUUUGCUACACACACUCUUCUUAUGAGCCAUCCAAUCCAGUUUCUCGCGGACGCCAAUUCUCACCGGCGAAGUCAACUAUUCAUGUACAGGCCGCGGCAUGACCAAGAGAUCCUCGAACGCGUCUCCGGAUGGGUCCGUGCUGCUAUGUCGGAAAAGCCCCACAAGAACGCGGAACAUGCGACAGAAGUACUCGAUGGUUUUUGCAUGCGUGCACGGUACGUCAUGGCAUGGCACGACAAAAAACCAGCCAAGGACUAUGGCCCACCACAGCUGGACGCGUUUGCGCCAGGCAUGGACGGCAAAGGCGAAUUCACUUGGACUGAUACAGACUUGGAUAUCUUGGAAUUUUUCAAGAUGUGCCUGGGCAACCGCCGAGAGCUGCAGGAAAAUGUUACAGGCAGUAUUGCCAUGGCCAUCAUUAAGCGUGCCGGUGUAAAUCCAAAGCUCUAUCCACUGGCCUUCGAGGGCAGCACUAAAUCACGCGAAUUAUCCGAAAUCAAUGAUCGAUCGCAAGCAGAGCUACACACAGAUGUGCUGCAGGCCAAUGUGGAUUUACAGCACUCACUCAUGUUCGAAUUUCUCACCCGUAUUGGUGCUUUGACGCCUUGGGAAAAUCCCAACGCCCUUGAUAUCCAGUUUAGGAACAGACGCACGAUACAUGAUGCAGAAAAGAAUGCAUGGGAGCUGAAGGAGGAGCUGAAGUCACGACACUCGUUUGGUGAUAUGCCCGUUUAUGUGAUUGACGCUGCCUCGUCACAUGAACUUGAUGAUGGUAUGUCUGUCGAAGCCACAGACAAUCCUCAUCAAUAUUGGAUCCAUGUCCACAUUGCAGACCCAAGUGCAUGGAUUCCUAAAGACCAUGCCUUGGCGAAAAGUGCGCAACACAAGUAUUCCAGUAUUUAUUUGCCUGAGCUCAUGGCGCCUAUGCUGCCCUCUGAUGUCACAGACAAUGGUAUGAGUUUGUCAGAUACAAGCAAGGAUCCCAUGAACGUACUUACCUUUAGUGCUCUGGUGGAUUCAGUCACGGGCAAAGUGGCGUCUUUCGAUGUACGUCGAGGAAAAGUGCAGAAUAUAAAAAUCUUGCAUUACGAUCAAGUGAACCAACUGUUCUUGGAUAGCCAUCGUAAGCAUGGUGUGUCUGACUUGCGGACGCAACAAGAUCUCCGGCAGAUUGCGGCUCUGGCUUCCGUCCUUAAUCGCCGCCGCGUGCAUGUGGGGAAUGCCGUCAAUGCCACUGAUGCUGACAGUUCGCUAAGCAUACAUCCUAGAACGCUCGACUUCCUUGCUGGACAUACACGCGAUCGACCUCAUUUCUACACCGGAUUCCCCGAGAUCAGAGUCACGUUUGCAGAUUACGAGAAUGUGGAACGACCUGGCACGUACGAUCAAGUCCCGGGUGGUAUUACAUCUGAGACAAUGGUGAGCGAGAUGAUGAUUUUGGCUGGUCGCGUUGCAGCGAGCUUCGGCCUUAUGCACAAUGUCCCAUUGCCGUAUCGUGUCCAGCCAGAGCCCAACGAAGAAGAAAUGGCCACUAUCAAUCAGCUGAAACAUCCCGAUACAGGAACAAUGGCCAUGUCCAAGCUAGUAUCUAAAGCCAUCUUCUUGCCCACUGGCUACUCCUCAAUCAAGCCUGGUAUCCAUUUUGCUUUAGGCGUCCGACCAAUACCUGAAAAAGAUCCCAACAGUGAUGCACUCUUCCGAGGAGGAUACGUAAGGGUCACUAGUCCUCUACGUCGAUUUGCUGACUUGGUCUGUCACUGGCAAUUAAAAGCCAUUUUGGAUGGACAAGCACCUCCUUUCGAUACGGAAACGAUGAGUCAGUCUUUGGUUCGGUUCGAUCAGAUGGAUAUUUGGAUCAAGCAAAUGGAACGUGCUUCCCAGCGGUUCUGGAUGUGGACAUAUGUUGAUCGACUCCUGAAGAAAAAAAAGCAAUACGACACUGAAUGUCGAAUUGAUUAUGAAGAGUAUUUUACCAAAGAAGAACGAGAACUUCUAAGCCCUAUUCCCGCAUUCCAAAGUAUCAUGGACGUUCGCUACAAUAGCGAGCUCCUUGAAUCCAACAUUCGCGUGUCCCUCCUCCACUUUGGGGGACUACCCGCCGACUGCAGAUGGCCAAAUGGAAAAAGUCCACCAAAAAGGGAUGAAAUCAAAAAAGUUAAAAUUUUAAAAACAAUAAGUGCAAGCACAAGAAGAACAAUUAUCUGUUCCAUAGCAUAA